AGUUAUUGCAUAACCUCCUCCCCCCAAGUUAAAGAAAAAUAAUGGCUUCGGAAACACACAACAAACCUGAUGAGGAAGAGCAACACUCAAAGAGCGACCUUAUGUCGAGCGCAAAGUUGGUGGCAGAGGCUGCACAAUCCACUUUUGGUGGUGAAUCUGACAAGGUGGACAAAGCAAAGGUGGCUGAUGCUGCAGGGGAUCUUCUAGAUGCAGCUGGUCAAUAUGGAAAACUCGAUGAUCAAAAGGGUAUUGGUCAAUAUGUUGACAAGGCUUCGGAUUAUCUGCACAAGUACCAGUCCUCCUCCACUACUACUACUACUACCACACCUUCAAAAGAAUCAAAACCGAAGUCUGAAGGUGAUGAUGAUGCCAAAUCUGGAGGUGGGUUAGGUGGUGGUUUUGGCAAGUUGGCUGGAAGCUUCUUGAAAUAGACUCACUCAUUUUAAGGGCCUUUUAGUGAGUGUUGUUGUUGUUGUUAUAUCAUAUCAUGGAUUGAAUAACUAAGCUUUUGUAUUUUGUGUAAUAGACUUCUACUAUCCGUUUUCCACUAUGGCUCUGUUUGUGUGUAUCUAUCACCCUAGCUUGUGUAUCUACCCGUUUUGUCCUCUUUUUAGUAUCAUCAUGGAUUCAUAAAUUGAUGUACAAGAAUGGUCUAGGGACGUUUUUAAUUGAAGCAUGUCUUUAUUACAAAUAUUGAA
Molecule: messenger RNA, 698 nt
Organism: Gastrolobium bilobum
Lineage: Eukaryota; Viridiplantae; Streptophyta; Magnoliopsida; Fabales; Fabaceae
Product: nodulin-related protein 2
Exons: 1
Coding region: 42-431 (129 amino acids)
Biological process (GO): response to heat; regulation of abscisic acid biosynthetic process
Source: RefSeq, a predicted model, not a curated record